AUGGUGGCUAUAGCUACACAAGGAAGAAUAGUACCUAGGGCACAAGAAUUAACUAGUAAUAAAUUAGGGAAAGCUAAAUUAGUUAAAGAAGUACCAUCUGGUACCAUGGGAGAUAAAAUGAUCAUUAUUCAAGGUUGCCAGGAUUCACGUGCUGUAACCUUGGUAUUGUACGGUGGUACCCAGAUGUUAGUAGCAGAGGCAGAGAGAUCUGUACAUGAUGCAUUAUGCGUAGUUAGUGCAUUAGUACGUGAUGGUAGGGUAAUAGCAGGAGGAGGAGCAGCAGAAAUAGCAGCAGCAAGAGCAGUAGAGGAGAAAGCAGAUAAAAAUGUUUCCUCUGUUAGUCAAUAUGCUGCUAGGGCAUUUGCUGAUGCAUUACUUGGAUUACCUGAGGCACUUGCUGCUAAUUCAGGACUUAGUCCUAUUCAUGAGGUACAAAGGAUAAAGGCUAUGCAACAAGAACAUAAUUGUCCUUAUUAUGGCAUCGAUUGCAUGCAAACGGGAACGAAUGAUAUGCGUCAGCAGCAAGUGUGGGAACCCUUGGCUUCUAAGAAGCAGCAAAUUCUCCUCGCUACCCAGGUGGUUAAGAUGAUUCUUAAGAUUGACGACGUCAUCUGCCCUAACGAGGAGUGA
This is a messenger RNA of Eimeria maxima, 630 nucleotides long. RefSeq names its product LOC100036778 protein, related. Bases 1 to 630 code for a protein of 209 amino acids. The transcript is spliced from 4 exons. Lineage: Eukaryota; Apicomplexa; Conoidasida; Eucoccidiorida; Eimeriidae. Gene Ontology annotation, biological process: protein folding. Gene Ontology annotation, molecular function: ATP-dependent protein folding chaperone; ATP binding. Gene Ontology annotation, cellular component: chaperonin-containing T-complex. The record is from RefSeq and is a predicted model, not a curated record.